This is a messenger RNA of Orussus abietinus, 1925 nucleotides long. Its product is annotated as prostatic acid phosphatase-like. Lineage: Eukaryota; Metazoa; Arthropoda; Insecta; Hymenoptera; Orussidae. Gene Ontology annotation, molecular function: phosphatase activity. The transcript has 7 exons. The coding region runs from base 557 to 1531 and encodes 324 amino acids. Gene Ontology annotation, biological process: dephosphorylation. The record is from RefSeq and is a predicted model, not a curated record.
CGAUCAAAUAAUUACUGGCAAAUUUAACAGCCUUAGAAGAGGCAGCGACAUUAAGGGUACACGAUGUAGAGCGAAUUGCGGCACAAUUAAUUAUUUGUACAAACGGGGAGGCUAUCUCUUCUCGAUAUUAUCGCCGCGGUCGCGAGCUUCGGUAUUUGUACCGUUGAUACCCGAGUGCGUUAAAAAUCGUAGAUAAUUCUAAUCGUAGUCAAUUGGUUUUCUGUUGCCAGUUUUGCGUUACUUUUCGUUGAUGGCGAGGUGCCUCAUGGCGUGAAAAAAUAUUAAACUCUACCCACUCACCCGGACACUAAUCUUACUACCGUUCGCGCAAGUCGCAGGAACUGCCGCGUUACUUUCUACUACCGCUGAUCCGAAAGGCUCUCCGGUUCCUCCGCAUUAUCUGUUAUCCAAGCCAAGCGAUUCGGAGAAGUUGCUGGUCCCAGGGGAAGAUGUUUCCCCGGACGAAGAUACUCUUCAACAAGUCACCGUGGUCUUCCGACACGGUCAAAGAACCCCAGCGGACACUUACCCGAAGGAUCCUCACAUUAACGACUCCAUGGCACCUUACGGAUGGGGACACUUGACGAACGUGGGAAAGUUGAAUCAGUACGAUCAAGGGAUUUACCUCAGAGACCGGUACGACAAGUUUUUGGGCAAAAUCUACAGUCCGGAGAUAUUUUGGCUGCAAAGUACAGGAGCUGAUCGGACCAAGAUGUCAGCUUUGUUAGAAGCUGCUGGUUUGUGGAAACCAAAUGAUGCUCAGACUUUCAAAGACGACUUGCCGUGGCAACCAGCUGUUCUUCAUUACCAGUCUCUUGACUUUGAUACGCUUCUUCUGGCUCGUUUACCGUGUCCUGCUUAUUCCAUGGAACUGGAGAGAGUGAAAAAUUCUUCUGAAUAUCGGAAGAUCCUCAUUGAUAACAAGGAGUUGCUUCAACAGCUGUCAAAUUUGACUGGCUGGGAUAUGCAAAGCCCUGAUGACAUGCUGUCUCUCUACGGCACACUCAGAGCAGAGUCAGACCUGAACUUAACGUUACCCUCAUGGACAAAGGAAUAUUACCCUGAAAAGUUACUACCAUUAUCAACGUAUAGUUUCACCUUAAAUGUUUACAACGAUUUGUUACGAAGACUAAAGGGUGGCCCACUCCUGAAAAAAAUUCUGAGUGACAUGGUCGACAAAUCUCGAGACACUCUUAAACCAAAGAACAGAAAGAUGUUCAUGUACGCAGGACAUGACAGUACGGUAGCAAAUCUUUUGGGUACGAUGGGUGUAUGGGACAAACAGAUGCCCGAAUACAAUAUAAUGGCCAUUGUAGAAUUGCAUCGAGAGAAAGAUAAUUGGAAUGUACAGAUGUUCUUAAGGAACACAACUGAACACGAGCCUUACUCACUCACUGUGCCUGGGUGUUCGACGAUCUGUCCUCUUGACAGGUUCAUCGAAAUAACGAAACCCGUGAUACCUAUUAAUUGGAGCGAAGAAUGUAAAGUAGACGAUCCAAAUUAUGUACCACCGCCACCUCCUAUGGUUUAAUAAACCAUCACAUAACUAGAGGGGCAACGUAGCGUAAAGACCGUCCAUAGAAAAUUUUAGAAGCGCCAAUUUGCUGCGCUGACGUGUCGAUAAUUCGAUUUUCGACAAGAAAUGUUUGCUCCUGAGAUAAGCUACAAAGUAACGCAAAAGAGUACGACGAAAUGAUAUUUUUCGAGGUUUAAAUAAGUGUGACUGUAACUUCGGGGAAAUUACCUUAGUUCACUUUGCAUUGAAUGAGCAGAUUUCCUAUAGAAAGGAUUAUAGAAGGCAGCAAUUUAUACCUCCUGUGAUUUUUAGAUUUUAGAGCAGACAGUUGAUUGAAGAUUGUAGAUAUUUUCCGAUCGAUCUGUAUAAUUGUGUAAUAAAUUUUAUAUAUAUACAUAUACUGACACUU